GUAAACACAUUUCCUUUUAACAUGGAUAUAGUACUAGUAUUCAAUCGUUGAAAAUCUGCAAAUAUCUAUGGAACUGAAAACUUUGUGUUGGGUUGAUGAAAGUUAAAAAAAGAUUUUAUUGACAAUGAUUAUGAAAUGAGUUUUUGCAUUAAUAUCCUUAAAAAGAUAUGGCAUUGUUUGAGAUUCGUGUGUGUAACAUCACCAGUGUCGUACUCACCAUCUGAUGAUGGACCGAGUCGACCUGUGAAGCGGACUAACAGUAGCAGCUGGAUGAUUAACAUUGUCAGGACAAUCAGAUUCAAACAUGAUGCGCUAAAGGAUCAUGGGUAUUGGUAUCUCAAAUCGUCAGAAUGGAGUACACAAUUUCCGGAUUCGAAUGGAACAAAACAGUCACCUAUAAAUCUUGUGUCUAAAACAGCAAUUUACGACCCGAAGUUAAGGGAGAAACUUCUAUCAAUUUCCUAUACAUCAUCGAGGGAAACAGACUUCUUGAAUAACGGACAAACUGUAGUUAUUUACCCAAAAUCUAGAAACGAUACGUCCGUUAGACAAGAACAGGCUGUUCGCUCAGUAAUAACUGGAGGACCCUUGGCCGAUGAUGAAUACGAGUUAGCCGAGAUCAGAUUCCACUGGGGACGAUGUAGCGGAAGAGGAUCGGAACAUACAGUUAAUGGAAAGGCUUUUCCUAUGGAGCUGCAGUUUAUUCAUUGGAAUUCAACACUUUAUCAAAAUUUAGAGGAAGCAACCGGGAAAGAGAAUGGAAUUGCAGCGAUUUGUUUGUUUGUGCAGAUUGGCCGAGAAAAUCCUGCAUUUAGAGCUCUUAUUGCUGAUUCCUUAGAUGAUAUACUGUACAAGGGGAGACAAAAGACAACGUAUGCGCCUUUCAAUCCAGCCUCAUUAUUACCAGUUUCUGAGUUGUUACAGGAUUACUGGGUGUAUGAUGGAUCUCUAACACAUCCACCAUGUAGUGAAAAUGUAACAUGGAUCCUGUUACGUUAUCCACUACUAUUAUCACAGGAACAGGCUAUGGAUUUCCGUCGACUUAACACAUACAGUCAAGAAACUAAGGUGACAAAUGCUUAUGAAGGCAAACUUGUAGACAAUUUUCGUCCCAUACAACCACUGAAUGGCAGAAAGAUCAGAGCAUCGUUUCAGUAAUAGGUAUAACUACGACGACGCUCUUUAUGAUAAGAUAUUCAGACUUCUCUCAUCAAAGGAUACCAAGCAUGAAAUAUUUGCCACCGAACUUUAAACAACCAACAAUCAAUCGAUCAAAGAAUAUAUAAAAGCCUCGUUUUAGUGACCCUUGUAGUAUUUCUAUGUAAACAAAAAGGUCAUUUUCGUUUGAAAACGAAUAUAUGUUGAUGAUGGAAUGGACAGGUAUAUACUGAUAGGGGUAUUAUUAUGUUCUCUUUGAACUGAAAUUAUGUAGAAUCUGAUGUAGAAAAUUUAUAUAGUAGAAUAGUUCAGUUGCAUAAUGAGUUGGAUUGCAAACGAUAGAACAACGACAAAAUAUACGCAGAGUAUACAUUUUACAUGCAUUUUUUGAGCAAACGCAUUUCAGUUUUAAAUUUUGAUAGAUGUAAUAUGCUUUUCUGUUUUUUCAUCUUAACCCUCGCUUAUUAUUUUUUUUCCAAAAAAUGAUUUAUCUAUUUGUUUCUUUCUGACGAAGAAUGAAUGAUUUAAUUAUCUGUAUAAUACAAAUUGAAAAUAAUUGAAUCCUUGAGAAAUAUCUAAAACAAGUCGGUGUUCAUAUUAUUAUCUGAUUCUGUUUCAGUAUAUUGUUAUUCGUGAUGCAUUUUAUUUAUUCUUCAUUCAUUUAUAUUGAUAUAUCCCGACAGAUUACAUAUUGUGUUUAUCUAUAUAUUAUAUUUAUUAUAUCGAUUUAUUUUGACUGGAUACAUAUUGUAUUUAUUCUAUAUAUUAUAUUUAUUUAUAUCAAUACAUUUUGACUGAA
This is a messenger RNA of Mytilus californianus (California mussel), 1957 nucleotides long. RefSeq names its product carbonic anhydrase-related protein-like. NCBI's taxonomy places the organism in Eukaryota, Metazoa, Mollusca, Bivalvia, Mytilida, Mytilidae. The transcript has 10 exons. The record is from RefSeq and is a predicted model, not a curated record. Gene Ontology annotation, molecular function: carbonate dehydratase activity; zinc ion binding. The coding region runs from base 136 to 1158 and encodes 340 amino acids.